GGCUGGGCGCGAGGGAGUCCCCGGCAGGAGCAGCUUCCCCGCCUCGCAGUCCGAAAAUCCCGCCAGGGCAGGCGCCGAGCAGGGGAAGACCCAGAGGCGAGAGGGGGGAGGCCGGAGCCCCGCGAGUCCCCGGCCCGCAGGAAGGCAGCAGCCGCCGCGGCGCGAGCAACCACCGGCCACCUGGCCCCCGAGCGGAAACCUCGCCCCUGGCAACAAAGGCAGCCGCGCGCCCGCCGCACGUUUGCAACUCAAAAAUGCAGUCCCAACAGUACCUGCAGCAGCGUCAAAAGUUUACGGCAGCCAUCCUGGCAUUCAUUUUCAUUUUGGCAGCGGUGGACACUGCUGAAGCAGGGAAGAAAGAGAAGCCAGAAAAAAAAGUGAAGAAGUCUGACUGUGGAGAAUGGCAGUGGAGCGUGUGUGUGCCCAGCAGUGGGGAUUGCGGGCUAGGCACCCGGGAGGGUACCCGGACUGGAGCUGAGUGCAAACAAACCAUGAAGACCCAGAGGUGUAAGAUCCCUUGCAACUGGAAAAAGCAAUUUGGAGCCGAGUGCAAAUACCAGUUCCAGGCCUGGGGAGAAUGUGACCUCAACACUGCCUUGAAGACCAGAACUGGAAGUCUGAAGCGAGCCCUCCACAACGCCGACUGCCAGAAGACAGUCACCAUUUCCAAGCCCUGCGGCAAACUGACGAAGCCCAAACCUCAAGAAUCUAAGAAGAAGAAAAAGGAAGGCAAGAAACAGGAGAAGAUGCUGGACUGAGAUGCCACCUUCUGUGGAACAUGAAUAGAUGUCAGCAAACAGGAUCAGUUAACCAUUGCAUUUAUACCUACCGUAGGCUUUUUAUUCAAAAUUUAUCUAUAGCUUAAGUAUACAAUAGGCAGAAACAAAAAGGAAAGAAAUUUUUUGUAGUAGCAUUUUUAAAAUGUAUACCAUAGUACCAGUAGGGGCUUAUAAUAAAGGACUGUAAUCCUAUUAGAAAGUUGACUUAUAGUACAGGAUAAAUGAUAGGAAAUUGAGGUAAGUUUUUUGAAGUUAUGUGAUAUUUUACACUUAAAAUUUUUUUACACUUUUUUUUUCUUUUGGCAACAAUUUAAAUGUUAUGGCCAUGUAAACUACUUCUCUCAUUAGGCAUUUUUUUCACCUAGACUUUUUUUCCCAAUUGAGAAAAAUAGAUACUAAACAAAGCAGCAAUAAAAUAUAAUCAUCCUAUUUGAAGAAAAUAUCUUAUUUUCUGCCAAUUGAUUUUUUUAAAAAAUCAAAAUGGAUUGAGGGGGCAGAGCAUGCCUUAUUUCAAUGUUGACUUUAAAAAAAAAGAAAAAAGAAAAGCAUUAAUACAUGAAAUUCUUUCAUUUUGGCAGAAACAUUUGUUUUCUUGAUGAAAUUAUUUUUCCAUCUGAGGAAAAAAAAGACUAGGAAAAUAAAUCAAGGUAAUGCUGAAUAAAAGGUGCUUUUGCGUGCAAUAAUUUGAUAUUGUAACCCUCUUUCCUUUGUCUCCCACUCCCCCCAAGUCAACCUGUUAGCAGUGAGAUUUUAUCAUACAAACUAACUGAAUCACUCUUGGGCACAAAUGUUAUAGAGGUUUUAAACAGAUGUAGAUGUAGACAUAGCUGUAUAUCUGUAUCGGUAUAUUUUUAACUUUGAAUCAGUAUUUAGUAAGUUAGACUGGUGCUACUGAAUUGAACAGAAGUCCCAAAGUAGUCUAAGGUUUUGUGGAACAGAAAAUCGCUCUUCUUAUGUUGAAUCAGUUUGAGUGUGCACCGUCCAAAUCAGGAACAGAGUAACACAAUGCAAAAUGGUAGUUUGCCCUUGGUAUCUAUAAACCAAGAAUUCCUACCCUAUUAUCUACCGUAUGACCGCUAAGGACUCUGUACAACUUCCUUUUCUGCUGGGCUCUAAGCACAGUCUUUAAGUAAACAAGUCUAUGCUCCUAUUAUUCAGAGAAAUAACAUCUCAGAAACCAACUGGGAUUGGAUUAGCUUCAAAGUAUUUCUCUUGAAAAAGUCCUCUCUAAUUUUACAGUGAUAAGACUUAAUAAACAAACAUAUAUAUGCCAUUUUCAGAGAUAACAGUUUCAGCAUACCUUGGCUAGCCAGAAAAUAAUUACAAACUGGUCUAAA
Messenger RNA from Manis javanica (Malayan pangolin), 2116 nucleotides. RefSeq names its product pleiotrophin (gene PTN). The record is from RefSeq and is a predicted model, not a curated record. Lineage: Eukaryota; Metazoa; Chordata; Mammalia; Pholidota; Manidae. Gene Ontology annotation, molecular function: growth factor activity. Gene Ontology annotation, cellular component: extracellular region.